AGAAAUUAGUUCUAAAGAAACCAGACAGAAGCAAGCUACGUUGCUCAUUGACAACGUCAUCCGGAAAGCUAUUAUACCAUUAUUCAUCAAAGGACUUGAAUAUGGGAACAGCCACCUCUAUCUUGCUAGAAGACUGAGACAGUCAAUCAAAGAUCUUCAGGGGCAAGAGGAUCCUGGCCAAAGAGGUUACAGUCAUGCUCCAUCAACAGACCAUGUAAGUGGCGAACCUUUCUUAAGUGGUGAAUCUGUUGCUCGAUCACAAAUAGACACUAUCAGCAAUGGAACAUGUCUUUUCGAUCCAGAUGCUACCACCGUUCUUGUAUGUGCAGGGACUAUCCAAAAGGUCUGUGUCAGAAGUUGUACUUACAGAGAACAAGCUAUUCAUUCGGGAAAAGAACAGGCUAAAAUCAUAUGUUCUAAUAAUGAGGAUGGCUUUGAUGAUGAGACAGUUUCAAAAUACAGAGCUGUAGAACCCACUGAAACCAUUGUUCAGCAACCAAGGAAGGUUGCUAUUAUGGAUGGAAAGAAGAAGACUCUUACGAAGCUGCAUUAUCAUUUGAAAUUGAUGUCUCAUGACGGAAAGAAAAAUGAAUUUGCUGAUUGUGUUACAAAAUACAAGGCUAUGUACGGCAAUGAUUCAGAUGUCAUGUUGACUCUGUUAGACGCUGAAGUAGAGAGCCGAAGGCUGGUGUAUGAUACUGAUUUGCAUAGAGGGGAUAUAUUUGAUGAGAUGGAGAAGCUCCUGAAAACAUCAUCUCAGCCUUUAGCUGCAACAAUGAUGUUCCUCGCCAGAAAAGGAUCUGCUAGGACUAUGAAAGAGUCACUAGAAGUGGGUAUGGAUAUGCUUGAAGAUGCUCGAGCUCUCGCUGAGAGGAUUGAACCAUGCAAGGACACAGGGAUGGUUGUGUAUAUACAGAUUAACAUCCUUCUACAAAUCUACGAGAAAAAUCCUCUACUGAAUAUCAAACGGGACAUCAUCAAUAAAAUCGACGAAGCUAUCAAUGUCCACUUUGCCGAAGGUUUACCUUUACUUCGGGAGGACUAUUCCAGGAUGUUGUACUUGAAAUUUGUAUUCUGUUAUCUUGGUAUUGGGUUGUUUGGAAACUGUAUAGAAGGCGGUGUUACUUCUGAGGAUGAUUUGAGAUCUGCCGAGGCAUGUCUGAGAUACAUUGACUCACAGCAACACACUUUCGACAACAGGAGAAAGAUGUUCUACUUCAUGGCGAAGUCAGUUCUCUCUCGGAAACGAGACAAUCAGAGAGACGCUUUGGAUUUUGCUAAUAUGGCAGAACAAAAGGCCAUAUGUUGUGGAUAUAUGAAGGAGUUGGGACCAAUUCUAGAACUGACUGGUCAUCUCAAAGAAGAGGUUGAAAGCAUCGAGCUACAGGAACGUAAAACAAGACAACAUGAAAUCGAGAAUGAGUUGAAUGGACUCGUUUUGGAGAGUGUGCUGCAGAAAACUUCAAACCAGUGGGGUCCUGAACUGAAUGUUAUUGGGAGAGAAGUCAAUAGGAAAUAUCAUAAACAAUUACUUUGUUUUGGUAUACUGGUUUGUUUAGCUGUCUGUGUCAUUGUCUCUUAUUCCUUUUCAGACGAAGCAAUAGACAUCAUUUCCUUUAUGUAUAAUACAUUAACACAACAAUGUUGUGACGUGGUUGUUUGAACUCGAAGAUGUUGAUACAUUUCAGUCAACGUACCCCAUGACCAUGAUUUGUAACUUGUCAAAGUGAGUCAGUCUUAUCAACAGAACCUUGUUCCUCAUGAUACUAAUCAAUAUUAACGGCUUCAUAUGAUACAGAUUAGUUUCCUUAUUGAAUGCGUGAUUUCUUCUGUUAUUACCCACAGUAAGCAUGAGGAUAAAAUGCUUACAUUUACUGACACUGAAGAAAGCUGACUUAGUUUUUGUUUGAUAUCCUAUUGUCAAGGUCUACCAAGGUUUUCAUAUUUGUGAUGAAUAAAAUUAUGUCAAAUGUGUGCAUUGCCUAUAUCAUCUUUGGGGUAAUGGUUUUUA
This is a messenger RNA of Haliotis rufescens (red abalone), 2011 nucleotides long. RefSeq lists its product as uncharacterized. The record is from RefSeq and is a predicted model, not a curated record. NCBI's taxonomy places the organism in Eukaryota, Metazoa, Mollusca, Gastropoda, Lepetellida, Haliotidae. The transcript has a single exon. The coding region runs from base 515 to 1663 and encodes 382 amino acids.